AUGGGGACUGCGGCGGCGGCGGCGGCUGCGGCGGCGGCUGCGGCGGCGGCGGCCGGGGAGGGGGCGCGCGGCCCGAGCCCCGCCGCCGUGUCGCUCGGCCUGGGCGUGGCCGUGGUGUCGAGCCUGGUGAACGGGUCCACGUUCGUGCUGCAGAAGAAGGGCAUCGUGCGCGCAAAAAGGCGAGGUACUUCCUACUUAACAGACAUUGUGUGGUGGGCUGGCACAAUUGCAAUGGCUGUUGGCCAGAUUGGAAACUUCCUGGCUUACACCGCGGUCCCUACAGUCCUGGUGACUCCCCUGGGUGCACUUGGAGUACCAUUCGGGUCCAUUUUAGCUUCUUAUCUUCUGAAGGAAAAGCUCAACAUCUUGGGCAAGUUGGGGUGUCUGCUAAGCUGCGCAGGUUCCGUCGUGCUGAUUAUCCAUUCCCCAAAGUCAGAGAGUGUGACAACUCAGGCCGAGCUGGAGGAGAAGCUGACCAAUCCAGUGUUUGUGGGCUACCUGUGCAUCGUGCUGCUCAUGCUGCUGCUGUUGAUCUUCUGGAUCGCACCAGCCCACGGGCCCACCAACAUCAUGGUCUACAUCAGCAUCUGCUCCUUGCUGGGGAGUUUCACCGUGCCUUCCACCAAGGGCAUCGGGCUGGCGGCCCAGGACAUCUUGCAUAACAACCCUUCUAGCCAGAGAGCCCUCUGCCUGUGCCUUGUGCUCCUGGCCGUCCUGGGCUGCAGCAUCAUUGUCCAAUUCAGGUACAUCAACAAGGCCCUGGAGUGCUUCGACUCUUCUGUGUUCGGGGCCAUCUACUACGUCGUGUUUACCACGCUGGUCCUCCUGGCUUCCGCCAUCCUCUUCCGGGAGUGGAGCAAUGUGGGCCUGGUGGACUUCCUGGGCAUGGCCUGUGGAUUUACAACUGUCUCCGUGGGGAUCGUCCUCAUACAGGUGUUCAAAGAGUUCAAUUUCAACCUUGGGGAGAUGAACAAGUCCAAUAUGAAAACAGACUAAGAUGCGAUGGAGGUUCCGGGGCCUCGAAGGGACAGGCAUUGGAGGGGGGUGGGGCGGCGGUGGUCUGUGGUUUUGGACUAGAUGCCAAGCGGAACAAAGACUCUCGGUGAGGGUUGCCUGUGUACCAGCUAGUGAUCUAGCGGACAGUAGGGAGCCUUGCUUUGCACCAGGGUGGGGUCCAGACCUCUGCGGCGCAAAGCUCCCAAUGGUUACCUGGGGGUGAGCUCUCUCUGAUGAGACUAAUCCUGUGUUCAUUUCCAUUAACCUAGACGCUUUCGUUUUGUUUAAGAUACUUUAACAUGAUUGAACCAGAUAAUAAGGGUGAGAGGUCUUUCUAGUUAGUCUUUGUAGGGAAGCAGAUGUUCUCACCUAAGCACCUUGGGAAAGGCAGACACUCUUGUGAAAUCUGGCUCUGUGCAGUAAACAUGUUCAGCACGUAUAGCAUUCAGGUAGUUUACCCAAAUAGGAGGUAUAUGAGUUGAGUUGAUUUUAGUCCUUUAACAACUUGGCUCUCCUACAUGUGCCCCAAAACAGCAGUAAGCAGAGAGAGGAGUUGAUGAUGGUGGUACAGGGCUCCGUCGACAGGGUGACUUCCCAAUAGCUCAGAUCAAUUUUAGUGCCUUUAUCAUUUGAAGCAUUCACUUAAUUUAACUGUUGCUGUGUAAUAUGUUAAAUGUUCUAACUAUAGAUACGUAAAGCAGCUAGAAGAGGAUGCUACCUACGCUCAGUGGAAGAUAGUGAAAACAAAAAGUACGGGGAAAAUUGGAAACUGACCCAUUUCUGUAUCGUUGUCCAGUUAAGGACAACUGAUUAAGUUUGAAGAGAUACUUUGUUUGCAUUUAACCUGUGCUACCUGGAUCCAUUAUGAAAAAUACCUGCUUUCUGUUUCAGGAGGCAUUUGUAUCCAUUCAGAAAAAAUAAAACCAUUAAACUUGACAGAAAGGUUGUUAAAGUAGAGAGUGUCUAUUAAGUACAUACCACAGGAGUUUAGUAAACAAGUCAAGGAUACAGCUUAGGAGUGUUUCUAUAAAGUGCAUAAUUUCUAAGGGAGUUUCUAGCAAAGAUGACAACAGUUUAGCCUUCUUGUUGUUUGAAAUGGUAGAACCUUCUGGAGUUCUUAACCAGACAUCCUACUAAACCUUCUGACUGUGUGCAAGACCCCAGGUUUGAUUCCCUGCAUCCAAAACAGCAAAACAGAUCAGCUACCCUGCAUCCAAAACAAACAGCAAAACAGAUCAGCCUUCUUAAAUGGAAAAUAGCUGUUAAUAACACAGUGUUUUAGAACAGAAAUGAUUCUCCUAUACAUAGUAGCCUUCCCCAUGCUUUUAAUUGGAGCAAGGUACAAAGGGAUACAACAUAACAUUAUAUAAUAUACACAUUAAGAUGUUGUGUAUUCCACAUGCAUUAUUUUUUUAUCUAGAUGUAAUAUGCCAAGUUUAAAAAUGGGGUUGGAUAAAAUAAGUUAGCUGAGGUAGAACAUGGAUUUUAAUAAUACCCAAUUAAACUUCUCACUAAAACAAAUGUGCUUUUCCAGAUAAAAAGGCCAUCUCUCAAGUAAAGACCCCAGAGAGUAGUUCACUGAGUAGUAGAAUAAACAGGGUAAAUAAAUACUAGUUUAAUAUAAAAGAAUCUGGUUGUCUGGCUCAUUUGUCAGAUUCAGUGAAUUGUAUGAAUGAUGACCUCGGUGUAUUCAGUCUGUGAUUUGUGAGGAACAGCAACAGAAUGAUUUAAACAGCUGAAAACCUUGCAGAAAGCAGUAGUUAGCACGUGUUCAAGUUCAUUCUUUUUUUUGUAUCAGCUCUUGAAAUAUUUUUAAUCAUCAGUAUCUUUAGGAGUAUAAACCUUCCUGUAUUCCAAUUAUUGAACAUAAUUGGAAAGUGUGAUGUAGCAGGAUCAAUAUAAUUUUAAUAUUAACAUUUCUGAGGUAAGAACAUAGCUAUACUAGUACAAGGAAGAAAUUUAUAAUGUGGAAAUUACCAUGUUCAUUUUGCUACUUAUUGUGGAACUUAGUUUAAAUGCAUCUGUUGAUGUACCUGAAGUUUUGAUUCACAGUUUCACCAUGAAUAUUAAAAGGUAUUAAUAUUUUGUAUGUGAAGCAAAAUUUCAUAGUAUUAAUAGUUCUCCUUCUGGAACAGUAAGACCGCCCAGGGUUCCAUCUGAUCAGCAGAUUGCUUCAGUAGGAUUCAUACUUUUGUUCUAGAGGAACUCACUGCUUUUUAAGUCUGAAAAUGAUGCCCCAGUAACCGUCAGGAAUAGGGUCCAGUUUUCAAAUUAAACAUAGUGCACAUAUUUGUAUCCUUACUACUGUUUUACAAAUUCAGUUUUCACAAUUCACUUUGAAAUGCAAGUGAAAGUAAAAAUUCCCCAAUAAGAGCUUUGUAAGGAAGUCUGGAAUGCAAAGGAAUCUCUUAUUGGUUUCUCCAAUAGGAAACCCUUUCAUUAUGAUAUAUUUUUUGGGGGGAGGUUAUUUCUGAUAAAACUUAAGAAAACAUGCCUAUUAUGUACUUUUCCCCCAACUCUUUAAAAUCAUCAAAAUAAAAAAUAUUGGUAGCAGUUUAUAGAGAACUGCACUUGGAAGACAUUGAGGCCAUUUCUCUCUUCUACUUAGACAAUGCCUUUGCUCAUACAUAUCUUUACAGUUGAAAGGUUGUUUUCUGUUUUAAGUAAGUACUGACCAAGUGUAGCAUCUGUGGAGGUUUUCGAGGCGGAAGACGUCACUGCCUACACUGGUACCUUUGGAGUGGAGCUGUCUUUCCAGUGCCGUAGCUGGUCACCGAGAUGGUCACCGUAGCUGUUUCUGUUAGAACAUCAGUAAAACAUACUUUGUUGCCGCUUGUUCAACAGUCAGAUUCUAUUUCAUUUCCGUUGUCUAAGCCAUUUUGUUCUGCCUAACGUCAUUUCCACUUGUAUCACGGAAAUAAUGUAUUGAUCUUCCUUCCUUCCUUAAGUUUCAUAUCUGUUUUCUUUUAUCUUUGAAACAUGGGUAUGAUGUGUGCUAGGCAAGAGUUUUACAUCCCUAGUCUGCUCGCGCCUACUUUUGAUAGGCUCGUAUUCAAACGUGCAGGCACAGAGCCCCCUCCUUUGUCCGCCACAGCUCAGUUGCUGGCAGAUACUGUGCUGAACUUUUAGAAGCUGGUCCCUAGGCUUCUGUAAAGUGCUCAGAUGCAGUGCUUGUUAGAUGUGGGAAACCAGAUGGUCUGUGGAAACUUGAGAAUUGAUGAGCAUAGGACUGCUGUCCUGCUGCAUAAUUCAUUUUCUCUUUACCCCCUUAAAAGGGGUCAUAUUGUGUACCCCAGGCUGGCCUUCAAGGCAUAUGUCGUUACACUGGGCCUCCUGAGUAUUACAAUUGUUGUGUGCUGUGAUACUUUUAUUCCACACUGAUCUAGUAGAGCAGAGUUCCUCUCUGAUGCCUAUUGGUCUUAGUAUUCCUGUGACCUCUAGAAAACCCUGCGACGGUGUGAAGGAGGUCUAAGGAAGUAUUCUCAGAGUGUCUGACACCAAGGAGCUUGUUCAUCUGCUCAGGCAGGACUGAAUAGAAUCCUGGUGUUAAGCCUUCUCAGGGACCAAAACCGUAUUAUUAGCUCCUUAGCACAGACUUUCUAAGGCCAUAGCCACAGUUUCCCUUUGUUUUACUUAUAUUCAUUGCUAGAUUUUGUUGAGUUGGCAAAAGACCACUUGGCACAGCCAUCCCAUUACAAGACGGUUUACCAGGUAGAAGGCCUAAACAUUUUUUCAUUUCUCAUUUACAUAUGACAGUCAUUUCCUGGUGAAUUUUAAGGGUCUGUCAUUUAGCUUUUAAGUGAUUUUUCACAUCUUGCAAGAUUCGUACACUGUAUUAUACAUUCAAGGAUAUUAAGAAUUAUAGGAGUAGUAAUGAGUGUUUGGCCCAUCAUCUCUGCUUAAUUUUGUCAUGCACAUUUUUCAUGUGUUGUUUAAUGAAACAAAAGGAUAUUUUUAAAAUUAAUAGUUAUUGCAUCAAAAGACAUCUAUUUAAAAAAAUUGAUAUUCCGUAGGGAAAAAAAAUGACCGUGUAAAUAAACAUCUAUUUUCAAAUGUACCCAAAGUAAUUUCAAAGUUUAGUCAUAGGCCCAUGGAUCCAGGGAGGGUUUAUUUAUUUGUUUGUUGUCUGUUUGUUUUUAAAGAUUUAUUUUUAUUUCAUGGCUGUAUGGGCUUUUCCUGCAUGUGCAUCACUUGCAUGCAGUACCUGCCAAGGCCAGAAGGGGGUGCUGGACCCCUAGGAACUGGAGUUACCGCUGCUUGAGCACCACCACGUGGGCCCUGGGGAGCCAACCUGAGUCCUCUGCAGGAGCAGCAGGUGGUCUCAGGCACCAAGCCAUCUCUCCAGCUCCAGGGGACUUAUUUUUCCUUUUCCCGACUUUCUCCUGACUUGUGAGAUUAUAUGUGAGUUUUUUUUUUUUAAACCUUCCCGUGUCUCAGUUUUUCUACCUCGAAAGUUGUGGGAGGAGGGUUCUUCAGGUCGCUCGAUUCUAAACUGCAGGCAGGCGCGCCACGCUGAGAACUGUUCCGGGGGAGGUGUGUGAUUAAACUCAGCUCGCAGCCUUUUUGGAGCCUGAUCCAGACUACUGUAGAGCAUGUAGCCUUGAACACCAAAACAACUAAAGGGAACCCUGGGUGUGUUAAGUGUGCAUGAUUCCUUAAGACUUAAUUUUGUUUAAGGGUUUACACGUUCUGUUGUACAAUGAGGAAAUAAAACAUAGCCUUCAAAAAAAAAAAUCGGAAGAUCCAGUUACAAUGGUGUGACAGCUCCUUUUAUGCUCUUCUUUGGUUUUUGUCCUGCGUAUGUGACCCAUCAAUUCUGUCGCCGUUGAAUUUGCCAUGAGAAACACUGGACUUCCUGCUUCUAAGCACCUUAGCCCUGAUACUGAAUUAUCUGAUGUCACGUGAAUGUCAGGGGCUCCCAAAACACUAGUGCCAAAGGGUCACCUUGAAAAAUUCAGAAUAUUUCUUUGUUACAAUGUCUUGCAUUUCACCCUAUCAGUGUAUUUUUGCACUUUACAAGAAUUUGAAGGUGUGGCUUUUUAAAAGUUGUAUUCCUUUAUUUAUUUUUUUUGCUUUUUAAAAGGAUAAUUAUUAUCCCCUCGUGAAAUGAAUAUAGUAAGAAAAAACAUAAAUUAAAAAGAAUGCCAAAUGUUGGUUGCAUAAAAGUUCCCCCCCCCACAUAAAUGUAGUAGGGGAAAAUGUAGUUAGUACACAUACAUAAUAAUCAGUGUCUAAGAGUUGUUUAUAUUUUGCUUCAUAGAAGUAGUCAUAGCAUGUUAUACUUGCCUUAUGUAGAUAAAAAGGCUAUCAAGUUUUCCGAUAAUAUUUAUUAUUCUGUAUAUGUUUUAAAAUAAAGUAACGUUUCUAGCUGA
Molecule: messenger RNA, 6368 nt
Organism: Mesocricetus auratus (golden hamster)
Lineage: Eukaryota; Metazoa; Chordata; Mammalia; Rodentia; Cricetidae
Gene: Nipa1
Product: NIPA magnesium transporter 1
Exons: 5
Coding region: 1-996 (331 amino acids)
Biological process (GO): magnesium ion transport
Cellular component (GO): membrane
Molecular function (GO): magnesium ion transmembrane transporter activity
Source: RefSeq, a predicted model, not a curated record